AUGGAAGCAACUGGAAUUAGAAACACUGACACUAUCUUUGGUCUCAAACAAAAAUUGGAAGUUCAGCCGCAACUGAAGAGACUUAACAAGCCUGCUCUUAAAUCCAUCAAGAGUCCGGAUGGAGAUAUAAUCGACUGCGUACAUAUCAAAAACCAGCCAGCUUUUGAUCAUCCUUGGUUAAAAAAUCACACAAUUCAGAUGAGACCAGGUUCUCACCCAAAAGGGCUUUCAUUCGAUGAGAGCAACAAUGUCUCUUCAAACUCCAAGCCUGAAAUUACUCAGCUAUGGCACUUGAAUGGAAGGUGCCCAGGAGGAACCAUUCGCAUAAGAAGAACAAAAGAAGAAGAUUUAUUAAGGGUAAGCUCUGCAGCAAAUUAUGGAAGGAAAAAACACUAUACCACCCUUAAUGUUGACGAGGGUGAUUUGCAUGAGUAUGCAUUAGUUUAUGAGAGAGGAGAUAAGUAUUAUGGAGCUCAGGCAACCAUGAACGUGUGGAAUCCCCAAACCCAAAUAAGAAACGAGUUCACCUUGUCUCAAUUCUGGAUCACAGGUGGUGGUUUUGGUAAUAUUAAUACCAUUGAAGCUGGCAUGAUGGUCAACCCAGUUCUCUAUGGAGAUAACAAGACUAGAAUCUUCACAUUUUGGACUACUGAUUCAUAUAAAAAAACUGGUUGCUACAAUCUGUUGUGCCCUGGCUUUGUUCAAGUUGACAAUCAGAUUGCGUUGGGUGCAUGCCUUAGCCAUAUUUCCAUCUAUGGUGGUAACCAAUAUGAACUCAAUUUCAAUGUCUGGAAGGACGAUAAAGAUGGAAACUGGUGGUUGCAACUUAGGGGUACCAGUAAUUAUCAAUUGGGAUAUUGGCCAUCCUCCCUAUUCACGAUCCUGUCUGAUAGCGCUUCAGAGAUUCAAUGGGGAGGAGAGGUGAUAAACACACAUCAAGAUGGGAAGCACACGACAACACAAAUGGGUAGCGGCCAUUUCCCUGAAGAAGGCUUUGGCAAGGCUAGUUAUUUCAAGUUUCUCAAAGUUAAUGAUGGUACAAAAGCUCUCAGGGAUCCCAAGGACACGGGCAUAAUCAUUACACAACCCAAUUGCUAUGAUAUCCUAAAUAGUGGAAGCUCCUUCUACUAUGGUGGUCCUGGUAGAGACCCCAAAUGUCCAUGA
Molecule: messenger RNA, 1164 nt
Organism: Quercus lobata
Lineage: Eukaryota; Viridiplantae; Streptophyta; Magnoliopsida; Fagales; Fagaceae
Exons: 7
Coding region: 1-1164 (387 amino acids)
Source: RefSeq, a predicted model, not a curated record